Molecule: messenger RNA, 2307 nt
Organism: Peniophora sp. CBMAI 1063
Lineage: Eukaryota; Fungi; Basidiomycota; Agaricomycetes; Russulales; Peniophoraceae
Source: the annotation of a GenBank genome assembly
AUGAUCCCGAUUACCUGCAACGCCGUGGGCGAUAUCCUCGCACUAGCGACCCUCUUCCUCGACAUCGCUCGAGCUCUAGACGAAUCCCGCGGUUCUCCCGCCAAAUGGCGCACCCUCAACUCGGAAUUGAAGUCCUUGCAUAUCGUGUUGACAUCUGUGGCUCGCGUUGCCGAGCAUACCGCGGAUACGCUCCUCCGCGACGAGAUUGUCCGCGAGGUCAAUCGGUGUAGUGAUGACGUGCGGCGCGCGCUCGAGCGCGUGGCAGAGUUUUCUAUGCUCGGGCGUGACGAGUCCCCCGACGAUGUUUGCAGCAUUAAGAUGAAGCGUCAGUGGUACAAGCUCAAGUGGCGCUUUGGGUAUCACGGGAGCGCCGAGAGCAUCCGUGCUGAGCUUGCAGCAGCGACAAACCGUUUGACGGCCUACCUGGUCGUGUCCAAUGCUGAUAAGAUACACAGCUUGGGAGCGUCAAUCACAGAACAGUUCACUGCUACGUCCGCACAGAUCUGUACCUUGCUUCUGCAGCAGUUCGAAGUCGCCGCGAUGCGCAACGCCGAGCUCACACGUACCGUACACGGCCAUUCGGCGUUCCUGCAAGGUUCCCAGUUUUCUUCGCGAAGUUCCCUCGCGUCUGCGGGCUCUUCCAGCAACGCCUUCCAUAAUCUAGACAGUAGCAAGGCUGCCGCCGCUGCCCUACUGUGCUUCGCUAUAUGCACCAUGCACGAUACUUCGCGUUCCUUUCAUUCUGCGCUCCUUCUGGCCGCUUUCGGUAUCUUGAUGAGUGGCAUGGCACGAGAGACCUUUACUGUCUCGUCGGAUGUCAGAUACGGACAGUCCAACUCGGUUCUUCUGGACGACGCAAUGGGCCGUCAACUGGUGCUACCGAUCGAGCUAUGUGCAACAGUCGAGCUUCUGCAUGCGACCCUCGUCACCCUAUUCUCUCCGACAUCGGGUUCCUGGUUCAUCCACUCACGCAACUACAGGAUCCGGACCAUCUAUAAGGAUGGAGACUAUAGAAUAUCUUUGCCACACCGGGACGAUGGACCUCUGUUCAUUGAGCCGGGCGCCAAACUUGUGAUGGAUGUCAUUAUAUUGGACAAUAAUCUACAAGUCGUAUGUCCAAUCUGUCAAUUAUUAGGUGUUGUCAGGCCGUUGCGCUUCGAGGACCAUUCGACGUGCUCAUAUUGCCAGUGGACAGUCUGGUUUCUAGGUUUUGGCCUUCAAAGCAGCUACGGUGCUGAGUUCGACGGUUGCAGAGUGAUCCUUCCGCUUGCCAAACCCACUUUUCCAGUCCAAACCCAGGCCGCCAGACCUGGGAAAAUUUUGCCCGAGAUCGGGGCUUCUCGAUCAACUCUACGACAGACCAGUGCAACCGAAAAUAUUGCUAAGCGUCCACACUUGGACUGGAAUAGUCAGAUCAAAGCCUUCACACGCAUAUACCUCUGUCCCACGGAUGGCAGUCUUGAUUCUCUUCCCAAACAGUCUACUGACUUCCACAUGGCUGCCCUGAACGGUCACUAUGACGUUGUCUGUGACGUUCUCGAAAGGGGCAUAGACGUCAAUCUCACCGACCCGUCAGGUCACACCGCGCUUCAUUCUGCCUCUAUGGGCGGUCAUCUCACCAUUGUCGAAUUAUUGCUCGAUUAUGGCGCCGUUGUCAAUGCGGUUGCGCUGAAUUCAUUGACACCCAUCGCAUGUGCCUUGGCUUGCAUGAAGUUCGUAGUCGCGGAACUACUCAUUUCUCGGGAUGCUCUCUCCGGUCUUUCGCCACUCUCGCAGGCCAUCAUUUUAUAUUAUGCUGCAAAGUCCGGUCAUAUCCAGAUAGUCCAGAUUAUGCUUACACUCGGCACAGAUGUGAACACGCGUGUGGCGAUUGCUGGAGGCAAGACGGCACUGCAUUGUGCAUGUGAGGUACAAGUGGCUCAUCGUACGCAUAGGGAACAAAUUAUCCAGUUACUCUUGCAGAACGGAGCAGACAUACACGCGUGCUCUGACACCGGCGAAACUCCUCUCUCAAUUGCUUUGAGGACUUGGCGUUCUAACCUGUUUGAGUUCCUCAUCCCUUCAGAAGACAUGGACAACAUUCUGCUCAAUUGGACUGCAUGGUGGCCCAGCAAUGGACUUGACCUGUUAGAGGUAGCCGUUGGAGCCGGUCUUCCCAAGCUCAUCACAGCACUCUUACAAACUGGGGUUGAUGUUAAUCUGCGGUUUCCUGAUGGUCAUACUCCGCUGACAUCGGCAGUCAAAUCGUUGCAAUACGAGCCUGCGACGCUACAUCUGGGAAACGCCCCCCCACUUAGCGCCUCUUAG